Syngnathoides biaculeatus (alligator pipefish) is the source of this 2058-nucleotide messenger RNA. It is a transcript of the gene lhfpl2a, whose product is annotated as LHFPL tetraspan subfamily member 2a. Gene Ontology annotation, cellular component: membrane. The transcript is spliced from 5 exons. The coding region runs from base 1245 to 1937 and encodes 230 amino acids. The record is from RefSeq and is a predicted model, not a curated record. Lineage: Eukaryota; Metazoa; Chordata; Actinopteri; Syngnathiformes; Syngnathidae.
CUGUGCGGCGAGAUGAGCAGCGGUUCGCCACCGCUCGGGCUGGCCAGCUUGGUGGAGUUUGGCGGCGGCCAUUCAUUCUUCUGCGGUCCGCCGGAGGACGUGGAACAACAACAAAAAAAAAAAAACAGAGCUAAAGACAGCACAGUCAAAGGAAAGCAAAAAGUCCAACCGAGUCUCAUCUCACGCCUGAAAAAGAGAGAAAAUCAUCCAGCGAGUCCGAAAACGGGAGUCGUCUAUCGCGUGGGUGUUCUAAAAAGCUUCCUUCAGCAUCUUUCAAGCUAACGUGAAAGUGUUGUCAGCCGUGACAAAGCGUGUUGGUGUCGGGUGUCGGGCAGUGAAGCAAAAAACAAAACAAAAAAAAACUGGUCCACGCCUGGAAACUGUACGAAGAAAAAGGAGAGCAGAAAGUUGACAACUGUUGACUAACGCGACCCCCGUCGUCGUCGUCGUCAUCGCUUGGGCUUGGCGAUCGUCUCCUGCAUCUCGAGGUUCCACUUGAGAGGUGUGUCCCACGGGGGGGCUGGCGACCAAGGGGGAGGGGACGCCGCCUUAAAACGAUGUAGAGGCGGAAACCGGUGCCAAAAGUGCCAGGAGGAGCCCAGCGGGUCUGACGGCGCUCGGAAGGUAAAGGGGGGGACGCUCGGGGCGGGGAGUCCAGCGUUGACCUGGGAAAACCGUCGGCUGUCGGUGUUGAGAAGCAGACCGAAGGGAUCCUGGUCUUAAGAAGGGCCCACAACAGGAAACGGGGGCAAAAAAAAUAGCAAAGGGGCUAAAUCAAGGACCGGAAGGAUUAAAAGGACCGCAAAGAACCAGAGGAACACGAAAGACUGGAAAACGGGACUAUAAGAAGGACUGAAAGACAGACUACAAGAAGCAGUGAAGGAAUGAAUCAGCUUGAGUGAACGAGUCCUUAAAGAAGGCCCGAUCAAGGACUUGGAAAGGCUUAUAAAUGAACUGAAAGGAGAACUAAGACCGGGACUUGAAGGAAGUGGGAAGAACUGAAAGAAAGACUCUCAGGACUUAGAGAAGGAAUAAAAGAAGGCCCGACUAAAGAACUUCAUGAAGGUCUGAAACGAGAACGUGAGGAGCAACGAAAACAAGGACUCAAACAAGGUCUUCAAUGACCCUGAACUGAAGUAAGAACUUAAAGGCUUUCCGGAAGGACUGAAAGACUACAAGAGGUCCUGAAACAAGGACUGAGGGAUUCAGAGGAGCAGCGAAAGGAUCUGAAGUGAGCCCGGACCAUGUGCCACGUGAUCGUGACGUGUCGCUCCAUGCUGUGGACGCUGCUGAGCAUCGUGGCCGCCUUCGGCGAGCUCAUCGCCUUCAUGAGCAGCGACUGGCUGGUGGGCUUCCCGCGGACGCCAGACCACCACCGCCACGGCUCCUCCUCGGGGGCGGCGGCGGCGGCGGCUGCCGGCGAGGCCUACCGCCCCACGCUGGGCAUCUACGGCCGCUGCGUCAAGCUGCCGCACCUCCAGCGCGGCGUCCUGUGCGGGCCCUACGCCGUCCACUUCGGGGAGAUCGCCAGCGGGUUCUGGCAGGCCACGUCCAUCUUCCUGGCGGCCGGGAUCCUGCUGCUGUGCGCCGUGGCCUUCAUCUCCGUCUUCACCAUGUGCUUCCAGAGCAUCAUGAAGAAGAGCAUCUUCAACGUCUGCGGGCUGCUGCAAGGCAUCGCCGGCCUCUUCCUGAUCCUGGGCCUGAUGCUGUACCCGGCCGGCUGGGGCUCGGACAAGGCCCGCCUGUACUGCGGCGCGGAGGCGGCGCCGUACCGGCCCGGCCUGUGCUCCAUGGGCUGGGCCUUCUACACGGCCGCCGGCGGGACGGCGCUCACCUUCCUGUGCGCCGUCUUCUCGGCGCAGGCGGAGAUCGCCACGUCCAGCGACAAAGUGCAGGAGGAGAUCGAGGAGGGCAAGAGCCUCAUCUGCCUCCUCUGAACGCCGCCACCGGAGACUCGGCGCUGUAAAUACGUGUACAUAGAUUCCGCGUUCCGUUGUCCGAUCAGGGGGUUACGCCACUCCAGACUAAUAAAAAGUCCACUCGCCGUUGGGAUAUUGA